This is a messenger RNA of Vombatus ursinus (common wombat), 5138 nucleotides long. Its product is annotated as NACHT, LRR and PYD domains-containing protein 1-like. Lineage: Eukaryota; Metazoa; Chordata; Mammalia; Diprotodontia; Vombatidae. The record is from RefSeq and is a predicted model, not a curated record. Gene Ontology annotation, cellular component: cytoplasm. Gene Ontology annotation, biological process: regulation of inflammatory response; inflammatory response; innate immune response.
UAACCGUCAAAAAAAGAAGCCAGCCAGCCAGACUCCUCCUACCCUCCCUUUCUGGCGGAAAAUCUUAAAAAGAAGCCAGCCAGCCAGACUCCUCCUACCUCCCCUUUCUGGCGGAAAAUCUUAAACUCCCAGGGCAGCGCUGUGUACUAGCUUUUCUCCUCGGAGUUUCAGGGACGUGGCCUAGACCUACUGAGGCUGCUCACCCCGAACCACUUCAUUUUCACUUUCAUUAUCUCUAGUCCAGCUUAGAAUGGGGCAGGGCAGCAGAGGUGGCUGCGAUGGCCGAGACUACCCGCUGCCGGCUGGUUCGGCACUUGGAGCACCUGACUUCCGAGGAGCUGAAGAAAUUCAAGCUGUACCUGGAGGACAGUCUCCCCAGGGGGCACCUGGAGGGGGCGGAUCUCACAAAAGUGGCCGAUAGCCUGGUCACUUCUCACGGGCAGCAAAAGGCCUGGAAGCUGGCUCUGAGCAUCUGGGAGAAGAUGGGCCUGAUGGAGCUGUGGGAGAGAGCCAGGAAGGGGGAUCUUGAAUCAGUUCCUGCCCCAGCUCUUCCAGCUCCCCCAGCACUUAGUCUGAGGCAGGGCAGCAGAGGGGGCUGCGAUGGCCCAGACUGUCCACCGCUGGUUGGUUCGGCACUUGGAACACCUGACUCAAGAACAGCUGAAGAAAUUCAAGCUGCACUGGUGGACAAUCUCCCCAGGGGCUCCCUCGAGGGGGCCGAUCACAGAAAAGUGGCCGAUCUCCUGGUCAGUUCUCAUAGGCAGCAAGAGGCCUUGAAGAUUGCUCUGAACAUCUGGGAAAAGAUGGGCCUGUUGGAGCUGUGGGAGCGAGCCAAGAAGGAGGAUCUUGGAUUAGUUCCUGCUCCAGUUCUUCCAGAUUCCUCAGGUGAAAGAAAUAAGUACCAAGAACAGAUGAGAGAGAAAUUCCAGUUUAUGAAGGAAAAGAACUCUCAUCCUGGGGAGCAUGAACUCUUUCACCACCAAUACACCCAGCUGCUGCUUCUUCAGGAGUACUGUUACAAGGAGAAGAAACAACAUGAGCUCCUAGUCCAAGGAUGGGAAUGUGCUAUGGUCAUGGAGAAGCGAGGACGGCUUACAGACAUGUCAGCUUUCUUUGAUCCUGAUGAAAAAACAGGCACCCAACCUUAUACUGUUGUGGUGCAGGGAGCUGCUGGUAUUGGGAAGACCACUUUGACAAUUAAUAUGAUGUUGGACUGGGCAGAGGGAAAACUCUACCAGAAGAGGUUCAACUAUGUUUUCUAUCUUAGUUGCAGAGACUUGAACCCAUUAGGCGAGAGAAAAAUCAGGUUUGCUGAUUUAAUUGCCAGUGACUUACCUGACCAAGAGGCUGCUAUGAUAGAGAUCAUGUCCCAGCCAGAGAGACUUCUCUUCAUCAUUGAUGGUUUAGAUGAACUGAAAUUCCCUUGUAAUGAGGACAAAUAUCUGUGUAAAGAUUGGAAGCAGCAGAAGUCGGUGUCCAUCCUACUGAGCAGUUUACUAAGGAAAACCAUGUUCCCUGAAGCCUCCUUGCUGCUCACUACAAGACUCACUGCUUUGGGGAAAUUUAGUUCUUUGUUAGAGAAUCCACGUCAUGUAGAGAUCCUGGGCUUCUCUGUGGAGCAGAGGAAGGAGUAUUUCUGCAAAUUUUUCAGAAAUGAGGCUUUAGGUGAAAAAGCCUUUAGUUUAGUAAAAGGCAAUGGCACACUGUUCACCAUGUGCUCUGUUCCCCUGGUGAACUGGAUUGUCUGCACUUGUCUGAAACAACAAGAGGAGAGAGGACAAAAUCUCAUCCAGGUUUUGAAAACUACCACUGCCCUAUACAUGUGUGAUCUUUCCAAUAUGAUUACACGUGAUGACAAGAAUUUUGAGUCUCAGCACUUGAAGGGCCUUUGUCGAUUGGCUGCUGAGGGGAUCUGGGAGAGGAAACUGCUGUUUGAGGAGGAGGACCUGAGGAGGCAUAACAUAAAGGCAGCUGAUGUCUCUGCCUUCUUAGACAUGAACAUUUUUCAGAAAGACAGCAACUGUGAAAACUGCUACAGCUUCAUUCACUUGAGUUUCCAAGAGUUUUUUGCUGCCAUGUUCUAUGUGAUGAGCACAGACAAGGAAGGGAUGGAGAGCCCUGACUCCUCCAUUCCAGAUGUCAAAAAACUUCUGGACGAGUGUAGCCGGCAUGAUGUCAGUUUUGUUGUCCUGGUGGCGUGCUUCCUUUUUGGCUUCCUAAAUGCAGAGACAGCAAGGGAGCUGGAGAGGAACUUCAGGUGCAGAAUGUCACCGGAAAUCAAGUCACAGUUACUACAGUGGGUUGAGGGAGAAGCCAAAGGAAAAUAUGAAAAAUACUUUUCUUUGAAGACUAUUUUCCCAGAAUACUAUUCUCAUUUAUAUGAGACGCAAGAUGCUGAGUUCGUAACACAGGCACUAGUUAAGAUCCAAGUAAUCAAAGUAAAUGUUAGGUACCUCUAUGAGGCCCUGAAUGCAGCUUUCUGCAUUAAGCACUGUCCUGGGGCACAGAGAAUUUUCUUCUUCUUCAGCCAGGCUCGUGACUCUGAAGCCCAUGUUGAUGGUGCGGAGAACAGUUAUGAUUUUAAUUUUGUUUUACCUGCUGAUGUUUGGCAAGAUCUCUCCUCUGUGGUCAACAAGAAUCAGAAUCUGAAAGAACUCCAGCUGACCUGCAUUAGAUUUGCUGAUUCACAUAUGGAAAACUUUUGUGUGGAACUAAGCAAUCCAAACUGUAAACUGGAAAAACUGACUUUGAAAGGCUUCAAGGUAACUUAUUCCUGUUGUCAGUAUCUCUUCUCUGCUCCCAGUUUGAAAAGCCUACACUUGAGAGCUAUUUUAUUUAAGGAUGACGGCAUGAAGCUGCCAUGUGAGACCUUGGGAAAAAAGAACUGUCAGCUGCAGACACUAAGAAUAACUCAUUCUCAGAAAUUUGGUGUUUGUGUUCUGGAUUUUUUUUCUGCUUUUGGCAACUGUGAGAGCCUGAAAACCUUGGACCUGAGUUGUACUUACCUUGAGGAGGGUACAAUAAAACGUCUAUGUAAUAUCCUGACAAAACAGGAGUGUAAACUACAGACACUAAGUUUGUCUAGGUGUCAUCUUACUCCUGCAUGUUCCCAGAAUCUCUUCUCUGCUCUCAGUAGCAACGAGAGCCUGAAAGACUUAGAUCUGAGUCGAAAUUCCUUUGAGGAGAGGGAAAUAAAAUUUCUGUGUAAGGCCUUGGAAAAUCAAAACUGCAAGUUAGAGAAGCUGAGUUUGGCGUGGUGUCAUCUUACUCCUGCAUGUUCCCAAAAUCUCUUUUCUGCUCUCAGUAGCAAUGAGAGCCUGAAAGACUUAGAUCUGAGUCGAAAUUCCUUUGAGGAGGGGGAAAUAAAAUUUCUGUGUAAGGCCUUGGAAAAUCAAAACUGCAAGUUAGAGAAACUGAGUUUGCGGUCUUGUAAUCUUAACCCUACAUGUUCUCAGAAUCUCUUCUCUGCUCUCAGCAACAAUGCAAGCCUGAAAGACCUAGAUCUGAGUGAAAAUUCCUUUGAAGAGUGGGAAAUAAAACUUCUGUGUAAGGCCUUGGAAAGUCAAAACUGCAAGUUAGAGAAACUGAGGCUUUGUCUGACUGAAUCAAGCAAAGACAUGAAAAAAGAGCUUGAAACCCUGUUGAAGAGAAAGCGUUCUUUGGAAAAAAUGGAGACAAUUCCUGAUGUUGACAUGAAAAAAGAGGAUUAUCUUAAUUUCCCACUGGAGCUUCAGAGUUCCACAUCAGGAGAAGUAGCCCCACAAACAAAGUCAGAAGUGACUUCCUCACUGUCCUCUUUUGAUCCUUUAAAAGAUGAACAGUUAGACCUGGAGAGGUGCCACAAUAAGUUUCUGGGACCAAAUGGACCAGUAAAGCUUGAAUUGAUAAACAAGAACAGAAACAUAUACAGAGUUCAUUUACCUAUGGCUGGCUUCUACCACUGGCCUGAUACUGGACUUGGUUUUUCUGUAAGAAGUGAAGUAACUGUUGACAUUGAAUUUGGUACCUGGAAUCAACACCUGGAUUGGACUCAGAAGCAAAGCUGGAUGAUUACUGGCCCUCUAUUUCAUAUCAGAGUCGAUCCCGGGGUUGUGACUUCUGUACAUCUCCCUCAUUUUGUGUACCUCCAAGGAGGAAAAUUUGAUGUCUCCUUGUUCAAAAUUGCCCACUUUAAAGAGGAGGGUAUGGUCCUAGAGAAUCCAACAAGAGUGGAGUCAUCUCAUGCCAUCCUGGAAAACCCUAGCUUCUCUCCCAUGGGAGUUCUGCUGAGAAUUAUGCAUUCUACCUUUAAAUUCAUUCCCAUUUAUUCCACUACUCUGAUAUACUGCCAUCUCCGGGCUGAGGACAUCACAUUCCACCUGUAUCUGAUCCCCAGUGACUGUACAAUAAGGAAGGCUAUAGAUGAAGAAGAAGCAAAGUUCCACUUUUUACGCUUGCAUAAGCCAUCUCCAGUAACCCCACUCUACAUUGGCUCUCGUUUCUUAGUAUCUGGAUCAAAACACUUGGAAAUAAUGCCUGCAGAACUAGAACUCUGCUACCGGAGUGCUGGGGAGUGUCAAUUGUUCUCUGAGAUUUACUCCAGCAAUGUGAAGGAGAAAAUCAGUUUGGAUUUGAGACACCCAGAUGGGACGCUGGUCUGGGAGACACUGGUGAGAUCAGGAGAUCUUCAACUUGCACUUGCUUGUGCCCCGGGCUCUUAAGCUCCCACAGGGCUUCACUUUGUUGACCAACACAGGGAUCAGAUAAUUUCUCGGGUAACAGCAGUGGACAUGAUCCUCGACAAACUUUACCACAAAUUCCUCAGUAAUGAGGAUUAUGAGCACAUACGGGCAGAGAAAACUAACCCUGAUAAAAUGAGACAACUAUUUAGUUUUAGCACAUCUUGGGACAGGAACUGCAGAGACUAUCUGUAUGAGGUCCUAAAAGAGACACAUCCUCACCUGAUGAAUGAAAUUCAGAAUACUCAAAAGCAUCAGUGAGAAAGUCACUGAGGGCUAAUGACAUUGCCACUUCUCCUUACAAGAUUAAUUAGGCUAAUGUCCAGUCACUGAGCAGCAGCUGAUGAAAAUUUUUACAAUGUUCAAAAAUGGACUAGAGCAAUGUAGAGCACGAGACUGUGGUUAUGUUGAAAUUUAAUU